AUGGAUGGGAGCAUGGAUGAUGAUGUCCCCUUCAUCUUGACCCUGGACGACAGCGGGAGUACCCCACUGGCACCCUCUAACCACCUGGGUCAGGAGGAUUUGCCCAACGAAAAUGGAGGCGACUAUAUUAUCAGUGACUUGAGGGCAGCCAGCCCAGACUCAGGGGAUGGGAGCUCCCCCUUGAGUCCCACCCGACCCAGCUGGGAAAUGAAUUAUCAAGAGGCAGCAAUCUACCUCCAGGAAGGCGAAAAUAAUGACAAGUUCUUCACUCACCCCAAGAAUGCCCAUGCUCUGGCUGCCUACCUUUUUGUCCACAACCACCUGUUCUACCUGAUGGAGCUGACCACGGCUUUGCUCCUGCUGCUGCUCUCUCUCUGCGAGGCUCCUGCUGUCCCUGCUCUCCGACUUGGCAUUUACGUGCACGCCACCCUGGAGCUGUUUGCCCUUAUGGUGGUGGUCUUUGAGCUGUGCAUGAAGAUGCGAUGGCUGGGCUUCCACACCUUCAUCCGGCAUAAGCGUACCAUGGUCAAGACUGUAGUGCUGCUGGUCCAGUUUGUCGAAGCCAUCGUGGUGCUGGUUCGUCAGACAUCGCACGUGCGGGUGACCCGGGCCCUACGCUGCAUCUUCUUGGUAGAUUGCCGAUACUGCGGUGCUGUCCGUCGCAACCUGCGGCAGAUCUUCCAGUCUCUCCCUCCCUUCAUCGACAUCCUCCUCCUGCUACUCUUCUUCAUGGUGAUCUUUGCCAUCUUGGGAUUUUAUUUGUUCUCCCCAAAUUCCUCGGACCCGUACUUUAGCACCUUGGAAAACAGCAUUGUCAGCCUCUUCGUCCUGCUCACCACAGCUAACUUCCCAGAUGUCAUGAUGCCCUCGUACUCACGGAGCCCCUGGUCCUGCGUCUUCUUCAUCGUGUACCUCUCCAUCGAGCUGUACUUCAUCAUGAACUUGCUCCUGGCUGUCGUGUUCGACACAUUCAAUGACAUCGAGAAACGCAAGUUCAAGUCUCUGUUGCUUCACAAGCGCACGGCCAUCCAGCACGCGUACGGCCUGCUCAUCAGCCAGCGGAGGCCCUCUGGGAUCUCCUUCCGGCAGUUUGAAGGCUUAAUGCGGUUUUACAAGCCCCGGAUGGGGGCUCGGGAGCGCUAUCUCACCUUCAAAGCUCUGAAUCAAAGCAGCACCCCUCUGCUCAGUCUGAAGGAUUUUUAUGAUAUCUAUGAAGUUGUUGCCUUAAAAUGGAAGGCAAAACGCAAUAAAGAACACUGGUUCGAUGAGCUUCCCCGCACGGCCUUCCUCAUUUUCAAAGGCAUUAACAUCCUAGUGAAAUCCAAAGGCUUCCAGUAUUUCAUGUAUGUGGUGGUAGCCGUCAACGGUAUAUGGAUCCUCGUGGAAACUUUCAUGCUGAAAGGCGGAAACUUCUUCUCCAAAAACGUGCCCUGGAGUUACAUUGUCUUCCUCACCAUCUAUGGGGUGGAACUGCUCCUGAAGACCACAGGUUUGGGGCCUGUGGAAUAUCUCACCUCUGGAUGGAACCUUUUUGACUUCUCCGUAACGGCAUUCGCCUUCCUGGGACUCUUAGCCUUGGCUUUCAACAUGGAGCCCUUCUACUUCAUUGUGGUCCUGCGCCCACUCCAGCUCCUGAGGUUGUUUAAGUUGAAAAAGAGGUACAGGAAUGUGCUGGACACCAUGUUUGAGCUGCUCCCUCGCAUGGCCAGCCUGGGCCUCACCCUGCUCAUUUUUUACUACUCCUUUGCCAUCGUGGGCAUGGAGUUCUUCUGUGGAAUUCUCUACCCCAACUGCUGCAACACCAGCACAGUGGCCGAUGCCUAUCGUUGGAUCAACCACACGGUGGACAACAAGACCAGCGUGGACGAGGGCUACUAUUAUCUCAACAACUUCGACAACCUCCUCAACAGUUUCGUGACCUUGUUCGAGCUUACAGUGGUCAAUAACUGGUACAUUAUCAUGGAAGGGGUCACCUCCCAGACUUCCCACUGGAGCCGCCUCUACUUCAUGAUAUUCUACAUUGUGACCAUGGUGGUGAUGACCAUUAUCGUAGCCUUCAUCCUUGAGGCCUUCGUUUUCCGAAUGAACUACAGCCGGAAAAACCAGGACUCUGAAGUAGACAGAGGCAUCAUCCUAGAGAAGGACAUUUCCAAGGAGGAGCUGAUGGCUAUACUGGAGCUCUAUAGGCAGAUCCAGGCUUCUGCUUCUGACAUCUCUCAACUCCUGAAAAUCCGCUCACAGAUGGAUAAAUACGGGCAAAACUCUGUGGUGUUUCUGGGAAGAAGGUCGAAGACCAAAAGCGACCUGAGCAUAAAGAUGUACCAAGAAGAGAUAAAGGAAUGGUAUGAGGAGCACGCCCGGGAACGGGAGCAGCAGUACAGGCAGGAGGGCCCCAUCAGCACCACAUCCCAGCAGUGCCCGGGAGGCCGCCCUCGCUCUCAGACCAUCAUCUAGCCUGCCCCAGCCAAUGAAAGCCAUUUCUUCUAUGCAAUAACACAAUAGUAUUAUUUUACAAUAAUGGGUUGAACUAUGUACACGUGGGUAACGCCCCUGUGCCCACUCUCCAUUUUUCCUAACUCCAAAAGCGAGUGGCUUUGGAAGAGUGGCCCGGAUGGGCCUCCUCCACUGAGGUGACCUUAAGCUGCAGAAAAACCUUUUUUUAAAAAGAACCGACCCCUCCUGCGGGCUGUGCCCACAGCCACCUCCCCCAAACGGAUCGCCCCAACGCACAGCGCCUCGGGGCUGAUCUGGCACCCGCCACCCCCCACCUAGCUACCUGUCUCAGUUUAGGGACAAAACCACUGAAGGAAAGAAGCAAAGCCCCCGCGGUCCGUGUUUCUGUAGGAUCCAUGAGAACGUCGUGCCCUGCACAGCAGGGCCCCCGGCAGGGAGGGGGCUGCCCACCAGCACGGGCUCAGGGCCUGGGAAAGGCCACGUCGAGGCUCCCUUCCAGACGCUUCCGUGUCAGUCCUCUUGUUAAACCAUCUCCCGUUCCCUCAGCAUUCGUCCCAAAUGGCCCAUAGAGGCAGGAGCCCCUCGUUCCACGUGCUCCGGGCAGCCGCCGCCGUAGCGUCUCCCACCUGUCCUCGGGGGGGCCUCCUCGCCGGGCUGCAGACAUGCCGGGCCCCCCCUUCUCGAGAGCCAGGCAGAGCGUGCGGGCCCCGGGACUUCUCCCACGAGCUCAUCCCCCACAUACUUUUUAAGUUAAACUUGUCGCCUUGUGACGAGACUGGCCCGUCACCUAGAUUAAGGAAAAGGAUCCUAUUUAAUGAUGAAUUCUGCUUGGUUACAGUCCGGCGAACUGAAGUCUUACUGUGUUUUCAUUAAUCAUGUUUAUAUGAAAUUAUAUUAAUGCGUGUAUGUAUCUCUACAUGUGUAUCAUAUUCUCCUUUGAGAAGGAGAGGGCCAGAAGCAGCCUCCCUGGAGCUUCUGAUUCACAAUGAGCACCUCUCGAGGCUGGCUGGUGCCCUUCUCGCUCCUGCUCUGCAGGUACUGACCGUAAACUCCCCUCCGUCAUUCCUGCCGCUGCAGGGAGGAGGACCUAGAGGGGAUCCCCUUCAACAUGGACGCACAAACCCCCAUUCCCUAAAGCCUUCAUUUGGCUCCCCUGGCCUUGGGCCGGGCCACAGCCUGACUGUUCUCUCUCUAGCUUAGAGCCCGGGACAAUUGUAAGAUCCUUGUGCCUAGGGGGGAGGGACCUUCCUCAGAGCUCCUCUGGUUCAAGUGGUGCCCCGGAGCCCCUCCUAGGCCAUCAGCAUGGAUGCGGGGAGGGGAGGCUUCCAGAAGUGGGGAGCAGCAGCACCGAGACUUCAGCCAUUUGGAAGCUGCCUUUGGUCCCCUGCUUUCCGAAACCUGCUUGUCCUCUUGGGCUUGGGAGCAAGGGUCAUGGGAUUGGGGGGCCCUUCCUGGCCAAGGAAAAGCAAAAUCUACAGAAAAGUCCAGGUCGAAAAGAGCAGCUGGUCUGGGUGUUUCACACUCCAGACUUCCUGCUGCCACCACUGCCCAACUGGAUGUGAAGAGGGUGAGCACCUUCUUCCUCUGUAUAGCCAAUUCAUCAACAGGGAGCCACUGGGCAGCUAGUGGGGCCUGUGGGGCAUUCUCCAGUUGUUGGCAGCACCCACGUCCCCUCCCCUUCUCACAUUCCCAUGAGUGACAGGAGACCGGGCCACUGGUUCUUUCAUCUUUCGUUUGGGAUUUUCCCCUCCAUUUUUAUUUUUCUAAGUUCCUCCCCUUAGUCUGAGAAUGGGAAAGACUAUUGAGUCCUGCAGAAGAGAGCUAAGAUGGGGGCCCCAGAAGAUAACCCUGGUACUUUCUGGCUGUCUCCUUUGGGGCACAGGUUCCUGAUGUCAUUUAGGAGGCCCUUCCUAGCCAGGCCAGAGGGACUGAUGGAACAAGCCCAGCCCUCCAUCCCCAAGGGAAAAAACACAAAGGUGAUCAAGUGUUUGUACUUUGGGUAACUGGGACCUUUGGUGGAUAUAUUGGAUUCUGGAGACUAAUCAAAUCAA
This is a messenger RNA of Gracilinanus agilis (Agile Gracile Mouse Opossum), 4505 nucleotides long. It is a transcript of the gene TPCN1, whose product is annotated as two pore segment channel 1. The coding region runs from base 1 to 2454 and encodes 817 amino acids. The record is from RefSeq and is a predicted model, not a curated record. Gene Ontology annotation, biological process: transmembrane transport; monoatomic ion transport. NCBI's taxonomy places the organism in Eukaryota, Metazoa, Chordata, Mammalia, Didelphimorphia, Didelphidae. Gene Ontology annotation, molecular function: voltage-gated channel activity; monoatomic ion channel activity. The transcript has 27 exons. Gene Ontology annotation, cellular component: lysosomal membrane; endosome membrane.